AUGAACUCUGGGAACGAUAGUUGGCACUCCUCUGCUGGUGGGCCGCCGUCGCACCCUGGCAUGGAUCAAAUGAACCAGCAGCAGAGGCCCUUGGGCUCUUUCGGUCCAAAUCCAUCUCAGCAAGGCCCGUCUUCGCAGCCCUCGGGCCCUGUCCUCCCCCCUCCAUCCGGUUCCUACCACCCUGGCGGUCAGUCGGGUGGCCACUCGCUCCCUGGCCUGGCAGAAUUGAGCCAGAGCCACGGUGCCGCGCACCAGCCUCAGACGUACGGUCCGCAUCCUCCCUCCCACAAUGCCGGCCACUCCCUGCCGGGAAUCGGCCAAGCCAUGCAGCAUGCGUCUCCACAGCUCAAUCGCGAGCGUGAACGUGACUCCCGAGAGCGGGAGAUGAUGGAGCGCCAGCGCCAGCAGGAAGAGCAUGCCCACCGCGAGCGUGAGCAGCGGGAGCGGGAGCGGGAGCAGAUGGAACGCCAGCAGAUGGAGCGCCAGCGCGAACAGCAGCAGCACCACCCCGUCCAGAGCCACACGGGCUCCAUCCCCCUCCAUCAACCCGUCGCGUCGAAGGUGCCCAACACCAUCCAUGGCCCUAACGGUCUUCUCUCCAACCUCAGUGGAGCUGCCACCAACGGCCCUCAAGGUACUGGUGGGCAGUCCUCUAGUGGACCUGGUAGCCUCUUUGGGCCCCAGAUGCAGCAGCAUGGUGAGGGUACGCCGCGGUCAUACAUGCAGCACCCCGGUGGGCCGUCCGGUAACCCGAUGAUGGGCUACAAUGGAUCUGGCCAGCAGAUUCCGGGGAGUGUGGCCGCUCUGGCGCAAGGCCAGCAGCCAAUUCUUAAUGAUGCUCUGAGCUAUCUGGAUCAAGUGAAGGUUCGCUUCGUCGAUCAGCCGGAUGUCUACAAUCGAUUUUUGGACAUAAUGAAAGACUUUAAGAGCCAAGCGAUUGAUACCCCCGGCGUCAUCCAACGCGUCUCCACCCUUUUCAAUGGUCACCCUGCUCUCAUUCAGGGAUUCAAUACCUUUCUCCCUCCCGGCUAUCGUAUCGAAUGCGGAACUGAAGAUAACCCCGAUGCGAUUCGCGUGACCACCCCCUCCGGUACCAAUACACUGAGCAUGCCUCGGACAGGACGUUCGCUGGAUUCUGGAGAUAUCGGUCCUUCGGGUGGUCUGCACGGACGCCCUGACUUUUAUGAUCAGUCGCGCCCUGGUUGGCAGCAAAGCCAGCAGCAACAGCCACAGCAACAGCCCGGGUCUUACUCGCCUGGCUCUCGCAUGAUGGGUCCCGGCAUGUACCAGCAGGAUGGGUCUAGCCAGGAACACCACUACGGCUACCAAAGCCAGCAGGAGCAACAGGCGGCCGCCACUGCGGCGGCUAUGUCACACCAGCAAGAUCACCGUGGUGUCGCGCAGUUGCAAGGUGCUGCCUCGGCCUCUGCUGGUAUGGGACGCCCAUCUCUCCUCCAAGUGACCUCGGCUGCGGGAGCGAACGCAAGUCUGACCCAGCCUAUGAACAAUCUAGCUGGCGUUGGCUCUGGUAUGCUGCAAGGCGCCCAUGGCGACCUGACCAAGCGUGGACCCGUGGAGUUCAACCACGCAAUAAGCUAUGUGAACAAGAUCAAGAAUCGCUUUUCGAGUGCGCCGGAGAUCUACAAGCAAUUCCUUGAGAUCUUGCAGACCUAUCAGCGGGAGUCCAAGCCCAUUCAGGAUGUCUACGCGCAGGUGACCCAACUGUUCAACACUGCCCCGGAUCUCCUGGAAGAUUUCAAGCAGUUCUUGCCUGAAUCUGCGGCCCAUGCAAAGCAACAAGCGGCCGCUCGCGCGGCCGAAGAGGCUGCUCCUCUCAGCAACUUGCGUGGAGAUGCCAUGGGCCCUGGCGGUCUCGCUUCGCAGACCCCCAACCGGGAUGUCAAAAUGCCGCCCCUUGGUCAAUUCAAUGUCAAGGAAAAGGAAGGCAAGAAGCGCCGCGGUGGUCCAGGUGGUGCCGGCGUGACCUCGUCCAUGUCCGGCCCUGCUGGUGCUGAGGCUGCGCGGAUGGCGGAUCUCCAGGCUGGCCGCGCUCAGGGUCAGUUUGGUAACGUUAAUAAGAGAGCCAAGUACCACCACGGCAAACCCUCAACAGGUGCUGACUUGUCGAAUGUGUCACCGACGUUGAUCCCUGCGCUCCCAGAACCCAUCCAGCCGUCUGUGUCGAUGACUCCAAGUCAGGAGGAGAUUGCCUUCUUCGACCGCGUGAAGAAGUUCAUUGCGAACAAGCAGGUCUUCAGCGAUUUCCUGAAGCUGUGCAACCUGUACACCACCGACCUUGUGGAUCGUCAUGUUCUGGUUAAGAGGGCCGAGGGAUACAUUGGGUCUAACGCGGAGCUCAUGAGCUGGUUCAAGCGAUUUAUGAGUGUCGAGGAGCCCGAGGACAAAACCAUUGACCCCAAGCCUCGAACGGAGGCUGGUAUGGUCAACCUGGCUCAUUGUCGGUCCCUGGGGCCUAGCUAUCGUCUUCUGCCUAAGCGGGAGCGCCAGAAGCCUUGCAGCGGCCGUGAUCAGCUGUGCUUUGAGGUUCUGAAUGACGAAUGGGCAUCUCACCCUACCUGGGCAUCCGAGGAUUCUGGGUUUGUUGCGCACCGAAAGAACCAGUACGAAGACGCCUUGCAUCGCAUAGAGGAGGACCGCCAUGAUUACGAUCACCACAUCGAGGCGUGCACCCGCACCAUCCAGCUGAUCGAGCCGAUCUGCCAGCAGUUCCUUGUCAUGAGUGAAUCUGAGCGGGCCGCUUUCAAACUGCCUCGCGGUCUCGGUGGCCAGAGCGAGGCGAUUUACCAGCGGGUGAUCAAGAAAAUCUACGAUCGCCAGCGCGGCGAGAAGAUCAUCCGUGACAUGUUUGAGCGCCCCUGUCAGAUUCUUCCGAUUGUUCUCUACCGUCUCAAACAGAAGCUGGAGGAGUGGAAAGUGUGCCAGCGCGAGUGGGACAAGGUCUGGCGCGAGCAGAUGCAGCGCGCGUACUGGCGCAGUCUCGACCACCAGGCCAUUGCCACGAAGCAGACGGACAAGAAGCUCUUCAUUGCGAAGAACAUCCAGCAAGAAGUUCAGUCCAAGUUCGAGGAAGACCGGAACCUUCGCAAGGGUGGAUGGACCCCAGCCAAAUACCAGCGCGAGUUUACGUUCAGUGACUUGGACGUUGUUCUGGAUGCCACUCACCUGCUUGUCUUGUACUUUGAACGGGGCACUAGUGGCUUCGGCGCCGAUACACAGAAGUUGACAGCCUUUGUCAAGGAUUUUAUUCCGGUAUACUUCGACCUGGACCGCGAAACUUUCCACGACUACAUGGAUGAAAUUUCGGUUGCAACUUCGCCUGCCGAGGAGAUAGACGGGGAGAAUUUCGCAGCCGAGGAUGCGUCAAAUUCCAGUCGGAAAGAGCUCAACACCCAGAAGAUCGGCCUCUUGCGCGAGGCUCUUGAGCGCAAGACCGAGAAAGGGAAACGGAAUAACGAGGACGGUGCUGUUGCAACCCCCCUUGCGACCCCGGAGGUUCCGCGAGCUCCGUCUGCUGCCGUUUCAGAGCCCGAGGAGUUUAACGUGGCCGAGCUCAAGUGGAUGGAGCAUCCCGGUCAGGGCAACUUCAACCUGCAGCGCGAGUACACGCUGAACGAGAAGUACGAAAAGAAGGUGCACAAUAUGUACGCCAACUUGAACAUUUAUUGCUUCUUCCGGACCUUUGAGAUCCUCUAUGAGCGUCUGCUGCGCGUCAAGGAGCAAGAGGCUGAAGCUCACGAGCAAGUGCGUCGGGGUCUUUUACCCAAGCCUGCGCAUGAACUGGCUCUGAUCGACCGAUUCCCUAAUGACUUCUUCUACGACUGUGACCCCAAGGCCAAUCUGUACCAGCAGGUUGUGCGCAUGUGUGAGGAAGUGAUCAAGGGCGACAUGGACCAGAUUCAUCUGGAGGAAACCCUGCGCCGCUACUACAUGCAGGGCGGCUAUCUGCUCUACAACCUUGACCGCAUUCUGUCUUCCAUUACCAAGUACGCUGCGUCCAUCUUCACUGGUGAUUCGCGCGAUCGCAGCUCGGAUAUUGUGAAUCUCUUCUUCCGGGAACGGGAGAAGGAGGAGACUACGCAUCACCAGGAGAUCCAGUAUCGCAAGCAGGUAGAGAAGAUGGUUAAGGAUGGCGAUAUCUAUCGCAUCACUUAUUACCCAUCGGAGCGCCGGACGACCGUCCAACUGAUAACACCCGAGGACGUGACCUUCGACAACGCGGAGCUAAGCUCCGAAGCCCGCUGGUCGUACUACGUUACUGCUUACUCAAUGCGUGAUCCGACCGAAGGCGUGCAGUUCUCCGCAAUGCGCAUGCCCUUCUUGAAGCGCAACCUGCCAGGCAAGCUGGACGAGGACGAGGAGUAUGACCGCUUCUACCGACGCCUGCAGCAUUUCGACGGUCUUAUUAUCCGCAUCUGCGCCAAUAACUACACGAUGCUCUACCAGCCUGAAACCUACGACUGGUUCUGGCGCUCCACGGCGCCGAUCAUCGACAAGGAUGCUGAUGCCGAGGCGGCCAAGACCCAGACAGAAGAAGCUGCCAAGGAGAAGGCUGCGCUGCGUGAGAAGCGCCAUGACCGCUUCGUCGAGAAGUUCGUCAACAACCCGAACUGGGCCCGUGGUCUCAGCAAGGACAAGGUGGACGAGUCGAAUCAGCGCUUCCGCUCUUGGCUGAAUGGUACCUUGUCCGCUGAGAAUGCUGUUUCUGCCACCGAGGAGGUUGAGAAGCCUGCUGAAGACAAGGAGGCUGAGAAGAGCAAGAGUCCCCCGAAGGAGGACCAGCCUGAUGCCGAGAUGGCCGACGCCGCACCACCCGCGCCUGAGGCGGAGGCGGAGACUACGGAGGCGCAAUGA
Messenger RNA from Penicillium riverlandense, 4872 nucleotides. RefSeq names its product transcriptional regulator SIN3. Bases 1 to 4872 code for a protein of 1623 amino acids. The transcript has 8 exons. The record is from RefSeq and is a predicted model, not a curated record. Gene Ontology annotation, biological process: negative regulation of transcription by RNA polymerase II. Gene Ontology annotation, molecular function: transcription corepressor activity. Lineage: Eukaryota; Fungi; Ascomycota; Eurotiomycetes; Eurotiales; Aspergillaceae. Gene Ontology annotation, cellular component: Sin3-type complex; chromatin.